UGUACCGAGAUUGGACACCCGGGACUUACGUGUUGGUGGCUGACCGCGACGGGCUGUGGUGUGCAGAUCCCGAGUUCCUACAAGAUCGUCGAAGAUUGUCGCCGAUGCCCACGCCUCCGGUUGGAAUCUCCAGCCGCCGUCGGACUCGGAGGGCGAUCGAAUUGAGAGCUGGCUGGCUUCUUAAGCGGAUCGACUUUAAUUGGCUUAUUCAAUCGAUCCCCAGAUUUUAUAGGCUGGCUUGCGGAGAACUCUCGACCGUUUGGUUGAAAGCAAUUCUUUUGGUGAGGUCUGGCUGACCACAGUUACGUCCAGAUUAACGGCAGCUUGGUUUAAGUCGGCGUGAUGAUCUCUGUCUCUGUCUCUCCGAUAAGACUGACUCAGCCUGCCAAUAAUGCAUGAACAAACACUAGUUUAUAAAACCCACUGAGUCAGCAUCACACCGCCAUUGUAAAUAAAUACCAUCACCCCAUCUGCUUGAUCUUCUCCAACCCACCUCCCCGGUUCAACUUCACACUCUCUUCAAAUGUGACUGCUCUCUGAAGCUGGAGCAUGUGUAUCCUUAUAAACCCAGCUGCAUAGGACCAUCGCAACCACAACAGUUACCUCAGAGAUAAAUACAUAGAUUACUAACUAAGAACAGAUAAUAGCUAAUCAUAGUCCUUCCUGUUGCAUGUUCCAACUUGGACGAUGAAGCUCGCCGAUCAACUAUUCCAUCUCAAUCGGCCCGCUAACCCUUUCCCUGAACCGGUCCCCCAGCAACCGGGGAACCUCUCAUUAGGUUUCAUUUACCCACAUCCCUUCAGUCAGCAGCAUUCUACUGAGGAUGAAUCUAACCCGUUUCCGAAGGAUUCCGGAACAGACUGCUCCAAGUUGAAUCCUAUUGAACGCUCUGGUGGUGGCUUUGGUCACCACUGGGAUCUGAAUCGCUCGCAUGCCCAGCAGAUCGAAAGCUCUCACUUCUCGCCAGCGACUUGGGGUGAUUCAGGACGGGGAGAGACUUCGACCUCCUUUGAUGGUCCUCCCACUAGUGAAUCCGCUCCAGGCAAUCAUUCUAAACCUUCUCCGGUUCCAACUCAUUUUGAUUCGCAGUUGAAUGGAGCUCAACUCUCUGCCUUUACCCUCAUGAGAUCCAAUGAGCCACUACUUCCCAAAACGGAUGGUCAAAAUUCUUCAGACUCCACCGAAAAGGAUGCGUCUCCGGAAGAUGAUCAAAACAGUUACUUGAAUGAUCACAUCAUGCCUUGGAAUAUCAUAUCGGCGAGUUCCUCCCACGGAGACACGACGGCUUCCCCCUCAGUGAUCCAGCGUCCUGAGGAACGAAGACCGAAGCGUUGGAAGCGUAAAAUGACAGAUAGGAGACGAGAGCAGAACAGGGCCCACCAGAGAGCUUUCCGAGAACGACACAGACUCUCGUUAAAACAAAAGGAUGUGUUGAUAAGUCAGCUGGAAGAACGCUUGAUUCGAUCUCAAGAGGCUAUGGUAGAGCGGAGCGAACAGAUCCGAAGCUUGAGCGCACGGUUGGACGUCUACUUCCCUCAGCGCGGAACGUCAUCUGCGCCAUGAAUUUUAUCGGGUUUAACUUACGUCGACGCUAGCCAUUUUGUUAGAUCAUCUCAUUAUUCAAUACCAGGUGAUAAUUUGAAGGUCGAUUUCGGUUGAUUUUCAAGUAUAAGCACAUUCCAUUCGAAAAUAAUCACAAAAUAGCCAUAAAGAUGCUUCGAACAAAUGCUGUCAUAUUAAUAUUAGCACUCAACCAUCUAAUCAACUCAUCUGUCAAAAGAAAAUCCGUA
This is a messenger RNA of Puccinia graminis f. sp. tritici CRL 75-36-700-3, 1790 nucleotides long. RefSeq lists its product as uncharacterized. Bases 688 to 1563 code for a protein of 291 amino acids. Lineage: Eukaryota; Fungi; Basidiomycota; Pucciniomycetes; Pucciniales; Pucciniaceae. The transcript is spliced from 8 exons. The record is from RefSeq and is a predicted model, not a curated record.